Penicillium cosmopolitanum is the source of this 309-nucleotide messenger RNA. RefSeq names its product ankyrin repeat domain-containing protein. The transcript is spliced from 3 exons. NCBI's taxonomy places the organism in Eukaryota, Fungi, Ascomycota, Eurotiomycetes, Eurotiales, Aspergillaceae. Bases 1 to 309 code for a protein of 102 amino acids. The record is from RefSeq and is a predicted model, not a curated record. Gene Ontology annotation, molecular function: protein binding.
AUGAACCAAACUCCGUCGAUAGCAGCAGUAAUACGCCGCUAUUGUGGGCGGCGUGAAAUGGACAUGAAACAGCGCGCUAUAGUGGGCGGCACAGAAUGGGGUCAGAUACCAUUACUAUGGGCGGCACGCAAUGGGCAUAAUAUGAUAGUGAAGCGAUUACUAGUCAAGAAUGUUAACCUCGAGCUAAAGGACAAGAUAUACGGUCAGACCCUGUUAUCAUGGGCGGUAUACAACAGGCAUGAAGGGACAGUUAAGCUGCUUCUUAGUACGGAUAUUAACCUUAAGUCAAAAGACAAGUUAUUCAGUUAG